CCGCACUGGUGCUGACUGGGCACUGACACAAUCAGUUCGCCAGAAUGACGUGCCGAUAUGUUUUCUUUUAUUUAAUCGCCAAUUCUCAUCCUCGAUCAACGAUGUAAACGAUGUAGCCGUUUCGCUACACUCCGAUUCGCGCGAGUUUACUGUACAGAUUGAUUACCUUGCGAUUUCUAUCAUUUUAUACAUAGUACUUAUCAAGUAGCUGUGAUAACUUUAGUCGUAAGCCGAUUACGCAUCGUUCGCUGAGAGUGAAAUUAUGGCCGCGUCACAGGACCAUUCGCAUUCGUAUUAAUUCGCAUCAAUAAUGGUAGCUGCCGGAGCCACAGUUUUGAUGGCAGCUAGCGAGGAGAAUUCGUCAAACGAGACAGAAAGUACAGCACGCUCGAUAAACCACAGUACUUGCUCGCGUUACAGCGAGAUAGAGCGUUCUGGUCAAAGGAACCUUGACUCGAUCAAAGGAGAUGUAGCGACUUGUUCUUUGAAUAUCAAGUCUACUUAUAUUACAGUAGACAAGAAGCAACGCAGUCCGGCAGAAAAGAUUGGUAAAAUAAUACCUAAGGCUGAGCCAAAGGACAGCUCGAGGAAUUUUGCCACCUGCAAAACUGCUCAGAUUCGUGAGACCAGAACUUCUAGAUUACGAGCCGCUUCUAUAGUAUUACCCAAUGAUGUGACUUUAUCGUCUAAAAAAUUACUUGGAUCGGAGACUCCCGACUCUCAGCGGCACAAUUUCUCAUCAGCUAAGCAAAAAAAUUCCACGUCCCUCGAUGUCACCAUGAACUCUGUCAAGGAAAGAGACAAGACCUACAAACGUAAAUCUUAUUUGAAUAGAUCGCGUCAUGUGGACACAGCGCUUGUUGAUCAUUCAAGCGAGGUCGAGUCUAGCGAGAGACAUCCCAGAAGGCAAUAUAUUAAGCGGAGUCCAGUAUCCGAAACGGUGUCGAGUCCUGCUGAUUCCUGUCGUCAGCUGACCAAUUUGCGUAGAAAACAUAUCGAUUCGAAAGCUGCAACUCGGUAUAGCAUUACGAAAAAUCUUUCUAAAGUUUAUACCUCACCUACCGUCAUGCCUGCCGCAAAUGCAAAGCGUCCAAGUGUACAGCAAUCUAGUGGUGGUGCAGGCGAUUCGGAGGUUUCGCGCAAAGUGGACGAGUUAACGGCGCUGACGCGUGCCACCAUGGAACGUGUGGAAAGACUCGCGUCUGCGAAUCAGUCGGUUGACAACGCGCAUGUUGUCGCCGAGAAAGUGUCAAUGUCGCCGAAAAGGUGUGUCACACUCCGGCACACGCCAGUUUCAAUUCUGAAACAUAAAACUGUUGACGGCGAAGGAGGCGAACGCCAAGCGUCGUCUAGCGGCUCUCACGCGCCCUCGCCAGUUACCUUCUCGCCGUCCGUCACGGAAUCUGUUUCCCACAAGCGACACGGUAUUUUGAAAAAACGGAGCAGCUUGGACGAAAACGAGAUAUUACGCCGUCGUAGCUGUUCUCCCGAUGUUUCCUUCGCCGACAACGUUUACUCGGAAUUUCGGCCAAUCUUGAAAAAUCAAAGGCGUUCCUCACUGGAUGAAAUCGUCAAGAGAGAUCAGAGUCCCGAUCAACAACCUGCCUCCAUACUGAAACGCAAAUCGUCUAGGGAGGAUGACAGAGAGACUCAUCGGUUAUCACUGGGAUCUCCGGAACCGCAAAGCAUCCUGAAACGAAAACUCGCAAACAGCGUGCGCGCAAACAGCGUUACUCAUCACGUAACAAUUGCGUCGGACCUCGCGAGUACGGCGGUGAGUGGAAAUACGAUCGCCAACGCGAGCGCGAGCCUUGUGUCCGAAAGUCUCGAGGGGUCUGAAGUGAGACCGAUAUUGAAGAAAAAGUAUGGCAAGGAAGAACUCGUCGGGGGCGACGUCUUGUCCCUCGAGCCGAGGCCUAUACUCAAGAAGAAAUCGAGUACCGAGUCGGACGAACACGAGCAUGAUAGACCGAAGAAGACGAUCCUAAAGUCCUCGCGGAAGAAUUCAUACGAGGAGGCCGGUUACGAGACGGAGUCGACUUCUCCGAGAAAAUUGUCCGUAUUGAGGAAUCGAGCGAGCGAGCUCGAAAACGUGCGACCUAUAUUGAAACAGUCCAGCGGCAGCCGUUACUACGACGAUACCUCUGAUUUAACGGCGGACUCAUUUUUGCGAAAGAGAGCGCAGUCCGUUGGUCACGCGCGAUCCGCCAACAGUGACGACUCUGUCGAAUCGAGUCGCGUCUUAGCCAAGCGAAGAUCUCUCGAGUCCAGCUCGCCGAUCGACGUCUUGUAUACUCCGACGACCACACGACGCUGCUUUACGACCGAUCUUUCCUACGCAGCAAAUAGCUCCGGUGUAAUUAAAGAAAGUAAGCUAUUGUGCGAGGGAUCCGGUAAAAUCAAGCAAGUCAAUACAAACGGCGGUAUGGAGGAGAAGAAUAAGGUAGAUUCGCACAUACAUUUGAAGAAGAGCGGCGACGACGAUUGCGAUCGCGACGCGGUACAGGUUGUCACUCGCACGAUCGACAAGAAAGAAGCGGCGGCGGAUGAGGAGAGACGGCAGAGCGUUUACGAGGAUUACGCCGCUAUUUGUCGUAGCAACAGCGUAUCGAAAAUGACACAACAUUUCAAGGUUUUGCAAGAGAAGGCAAACGCCGCGAGCGCGGAAAACGGUUCUCAGCGCACGCCUCCGCAGAGAUUAUCGCGGGGAAUUCAACGUUAUCGCGAGCGCAAGGUACAGGGCGGCGACAGAUUCAACACCCAACCGGUGACUCUCGAGGAAGUGCGCGAGGCGGUCCUGCAGAAUCAGCGAAACGCCGCAACGUUGAGCAACGCGGCUACGACCGAUAACGAGCCCGAGCCGUCCAAGCUAAGCCUGGUUGAACGCGUGCGUCUUUUCGAUGAAAAGAUCGCGACUACCACGGAAAUCGCUGCGAGAAGCGCCGAAUACCACGAAAAGUUUAGUCAAAGUAGGCGACAAUCUACCCGCUACAAAACGCAACCCGUGACAUCCGAAGAGGUUCAAGUGGCGUCCCGGAUAUCACCGUUGAAUCACCAGGUUCAAGCUUUGGUCGAGGGACGCUCGAAAGAAUGCCAACGAUCGCUUCACUCGCCACCGCUUGCAGCAGCGCUUCAGCAUGACGUACCAAAAAGUAUUUUAAAGUCAUCCAGCGGUUACACGCAAAAUCUCUCGCGUGCCAAAAGCCCGGAACUCCAAGGUAUGAAAUUGAUCAAGUCUGUGCUCAAGAAAGAAUCCGAAGAAUCGGAGCAAGCGACGAUAUUGCCGAGUUCUGAGAUAUAUCCGCGUUCCAUUCUAAAAAGUAAUUCUUACUCGAGGCCCAUUCAGACAACGAGCGUAGCUGACGCAGUGAUAUCGAGAAGCGAACGAGGCUUGUGUAGCGUCGAGAGUGAAAACUCGGCUAGCGAGACUGCUAAAUUCCGCGAGAAAUUAGAUUGUUUCGAUGUAGCGACUAAUCAUAAUACGGCGCGAACCAACGUUUCUAAGCAAGCCGAUAACACGGAAAACGAAGCCGCAGUGCCUUCUCAUAGAGCUGCAUUAUUUCGGAAUGAUGAAAUUGUCUUACCGGCCGACGUGGGUAGCUGCACAAUUGACACAAUAUCGAGUAGUGGAGUAUCUGAGAGACGCAGCAGCAACGAAGGGCGCGACGGUUCGACGUUGGUGGGAUCGGGCAGAUCCAAUCCUAAAGCCCAAAGGGUGUUGGAUAUCGACGGCGACAAUAACGACGAUGACAAUAAGGAUGAGAAAAAGGACGACAACGACAUGACGCGCGAUGAAAAAUUGACCAGUGUCGCACAAUGUCCCGUUAAUUUGUUGGCCAAGAGUGUCAGCCAGCACUCUCUAGGUGAUGAGAGAUGGAAGCAACGCGGUCUGCCGCUACCUGGACUGUGUCGAAGCGCGACGCAGGUAGUAUCGUCGAUAGAAACGAGCGAGACGCCGAGCGUGAGUAUCGCCGAUCGGUUGGCCGCGUUGCGUCACAACGGUAACACCAACUGGAAACGACGUGUGCUCGGUGCCAGAGUUGACGAAUCCUGCGACGACUCGCCACUCAGCUUCGAAGAGAGCACGGUCAAAUCGGGCGUGCUGGCCGACUGCAUCGAGAAGCUGGGAUCUGCCGCGGAAAACUGGAAGAACAGAAUCGCAACACCUGACGCGGUCAACUUUACUGUUGCCGGCAAAAUGAAAGCAGCUCCGUCGAAGGAUGCCAGUUCGCCGUUCCUCACGGAGGCCGCGGCCAAUACUUCUAAUCAGAAGAAGAGAGUACCGCGUCCGCAAUGGUUCAAAAUCAGGGAAGACGGAGAGUGUAACAGUGGCGCGAUAUCAACCCCUACCAGCCCGUGCAAAGAUUCAGCUUCCGCCACGCGCACAAGUUUUUCUGAACCUGUUAGCGAUGACAGCGGUGAAGAAUGUAAAACGGAGCAUGCCUCAUCGCCGAGUGUUUCAGUACCUAAAAUGGAUGAUGAAACGUUCACCUCUUUCUUUAGUGGCAUGUCGUUGGAAAAAUGCGAGACCGAAUGUCUUGCCUUGGAUGAAACUGACUUUGAUAUAAUCACACCACAAUCCGAAUUAUUAGUACAAAAGCGGAAUAUACGAGCGCAACGUCGACGAGCCGCCUCGAAAAAUCCUCUUAAAGUUCUCGCGGCACGGACUGAUUUGAAAUCGGAAUAUACCGAAAUUCGCACGACUAUAUCUAUGAGAACGACAAACGACUCAAGUAGUAUAAGAAAAGUCGUCAAGAGCUCAUCUUUUGCUGUCGAGGCUCUCGCCGGAUUGGCUUCUACUGAAGAUUUCAGUACAGUGACUCUGAGAAAUGUGUCGGAAACAAGCGUGUCCACGAACAAGUUGCAACCGUAUAAAGACAUAAUGUUGAUAUUGAUUAAAGGAAGACGGCACGUGCAAGCUAGAUUGAUCGAACCUGUCGCCGAGAGUAUCAAUAAUGGUGAUAGUUACAUCUUGGUCACAAAAUCAGAGGUUUUCAACUAUAUAGGGAAAUAUAGCAAUGUUAUCGAGAAAACUCGCGCCGCUGAGAUUGCAUCGAGUAUUCAACAACAAAAGGAUCUAGGCUGUCAAGCGGUCCAAGUAAUUACUAUAAAUGACGAUAAACUCACUUGCUCGAGGAAUCAAGUUGACAAAUUUUGGAGUUAUCUUGGAGUAGUUGACAGCGAAAAGCUAAACACGUGUGUCACUGCAGUUGUCGAGGCUGGCCAUCCUGACGAAGAUGAACUGUACGAAUCUGCCAUUAUCGAUACAAAUAUGGUGUACGAAUUGAAAGAUGAACAAUUAGUGUCGCACGAAAAAUUCUGGGGUACGCUUCCAAAGAUAGAGAUGCUCGAUAAGAACAAGAUUCUGGUGUUCGAUUUCGGCACCGAGAUGUACAUCUGGAGCGGUAAAGAAAUUUCGGCGGACAAGAAGAAACUCGCUACGCGGUUGGCCACAGAAAUGUGGAACAAUGGAUACGAUUAUAGCGAGUGUACCGUUUGCCCGAUUAGUGCGACCCGUAUGAUUGGUAAUCAGAAGAGUGAUUCGCGCACAAAUCCGCCCGCGAAAAUGGCCAAAAGCAGGCCAAAAUGGUGUUUACUUGCCAAGCUGACGCAACACGUCGAAACGAUACUAUUCCGGGAGAAAUUCCUCGACUGGCCUAACGUUACCGGUGCGGUAAAGACGCGAGGCCGAAACGAUAAUACGCGGCAAAUCGACAGUACCAUAACUGUGCAUUUGGAUGAAAAGGACGAUAUGUGGCUACCAAGCUCCACUUGGGUCGAUUUUAUUCUGGAGGGCUGUCACUUGGGCAGAGGCACUGGUCAUUACGACAACGAAUUGAAGAAGGAGUAUGUCGUUGCUACAACAAGUGUUAUGGUGUGGCAUAUCGAUGAAUUCUCACAUACGCUUUUGGAUGGAUCAUCUAUUGGUCAAUUUUAUUCUGGUGACAGUUAUAUCGUUCAAUGGACGUAUUCCGUCACAAUUACUGGCAGAGAACUCAGUGGUUUGCCGUCUAAGCACUCGGCAAAAGGUCGCGAUAGAUUUGUAUAUUUUAUUUGGCAAGGUCGAAACGCAUCCUUGAAUGAACGAGGUGCUGCGGCAUUACUGACGGUUGAGUUAGACAGCGAUCGAGGUCCUCAAAUUCAUGUUGUUCAAGGCCACGAACCAGCUGCAUUCUUAAAUUUAUUCUCUGGCAGGAUGGUGGUACACAGUGGCAAGAAGUCUGAGAAAAAAUGUGAGAAACGAUGGAGAUUGUACAUUUGUCGAGGGACUUUAGAGACUGAGACUUUCUUGAUCGAGAUCCCUUGUAGUACUCGACAAUUAAGAAGUAGAAGUUCCUUCAUAUUACUAGACACGGAAAAUGCAAAACUAUAUAUCUGGCAUGGGAACAAUUCGUUGCGCCAUAUUAGAGAAAAUACGAUAAAAGCUGCAAAUAAAUUGAAAGAAAAUCGACCGGAAGAAGCUGGAUUAUCGAACAAGAGUAACGUAGAAAUAUGCCAAGUGGAAGAGAGUAGGGAACCUGAGGGAUUUAGUAAAGCAUUAGGUGGCAUAAAUAAGAAAUUGUAUUGGUCGUUGGAAACAGCUGAAAUACAAGAUCAUACUCCAAAGCUUUAUCAUUUAUCCAGUAUUUCUAAAAAAUUUCGUGCAACGGAAAUACUUUGUCCAUAUCGUGCGGACCUCACAACACCGUUCCCUUUCUCACAAGAUGAUUUGUAUCAAGCAAACCAGCCAGCUUUAUUUUUAUUGGAUGAUAAGAAUACGAUUUGGAUCUGGCAAGGAUGGUGGCCUGACAGCGGAACGGAAGAUCAGUCUGGAAGCAAAACUGUCCGAUGGCAGGCAGAGAGAAGAGCGGCGAUGACGACAGCCAUACGAUAUUGGCGAAAGACUCGAAACGCACAAACAACGAAUCUUCCAAUAUAUUUAAUAUGGGCAGGUUUAGAACCGUUGCAAUUUAUAAAUCUUUUCCCAGAAUGGACGUAUCGGGAUGAUGUCGCUGAACUAAACAUAGAGGAUGGCCGGAAUCCGGGAGAAAUAUUAACUGCGGAAAAUGAAUUGGCUCGCCUGACGCAAAGUACAUAUCCUCCUGCACAGCUGUUACAGAGACCUUUACCCGACGGAGUCGAUCCAACGCGCCUAGAGUUGUAUUUAUCUCAACAACACUUUCGAGAACUCCUGGGAAUGAGCAAGAAAGAAUUUCAACAACUCCCAGUCUGGAAGCAAGUAAAUCUCAAGAAAGAUAUAGGAUUGUUCUGAUGGAUCGUUUCGGCUGCGAUUAGCAGUAGCUGUCUUUGUCUUUGUUUGUUAAUUGUUUCACAAUAUCUGUUAACUUGAGAGUCAGAAGAAAUGUCUAAACGUAUUUUUCUCGCAACUUUUCGUGUCUAUAGAGAGAAAGAAUGAAACAUUUCGAGAAACACUGAGAUAUUCGGCAAGCGUAUUGUCGAUGAUAUAUCUCUGAUAAUUAAUGCAAUCCGAGGUAUAUUGUCAAUGCUAUUUGAAUUAUAACAUAUGUAUAAUGAUAUAUAAUAGGCGUAUGUGAACACAGAAUAUAUAUUUUUAAUACGUGCUACAUGCGAAAUCUGCUUGCAAACAUUUUCUUUAUAACAUAUUUGUAUAAUGUUUAUAUAUUGCGAGUGAAUGGUCACUGUUUUCGCCUUAUUCGUGUAAUAUCUGUAUGUAUAAGAGUUUCUAUAAUUUACAAUAUAUUAUGCAUUUUUAAAUAGUA
Messenger RNA from Vollenhovia emeryi, 7721 nucleotides. RefSeq names its product supervillin-like (gene Svil). Lineage: Eukaryota; Metazoa; Arthropoda; Insecta; Hymenoptera; Formicidae. Gene Ontology annotation, molecular function: actin filament binding; phosphatidylinositol-4,5-bisphosphate binding. The coding region runs from base 311 to 7252 and encodes 2313 amino acids. The record is from RefSeq and is a predicted model, not a curated record. Gene Ontology annotation, biological process: barbed-end actin filament capping; actin polymerization or depolymerization; cytoskeleton organization. The transcript has 24 exons. Gene Ontology annotation, cellular component: actin cytoskeleton; cytoplasm.